Molecule: messenger RNA, 3177 nt
Organism: Amoebophrya sp. A120
Lineage: Eukaryota; Dinophyceae; Syndiniales; Amoebophryaceae
Source: the annotation of a GenBank genome assembly
CCAGCUUCGCGGUGGCCGCCGUGUAUCUGCUUAGCUGAAGACAAGAAACGAAAACGAUGUCAUCUCGGAAUCCCUGCGAGGAUUCUCGUUCGCAUCCAGCAGAAAGGGUCCUCGCCCCACCAGAAACAAGAACAUCUUCUCCUGCUUCUGAGAUCAUUAGGUCGAAAAGCCGCGCUGCGGUAGUUAGCACAGCUGCGGAUGAAGCUCCUGUCGGGGCCCGCCCCGCUGGCGCGACAGCACCACCAGCGGAUGUUGAUCGUUCCUCUUUCUUGACGAAGCAAUGGGAGUUUCUUUCCCAGAUUUGCUCCUCGGCUCGAAACAGCCGGGCCCGCCUGCUGCCCCCGAUGCUGGCCAUUUGGGUGGCUUCCUUCGGCGGGGCACUGCAUGAGCCGGUCACGACGUUUUUCCUCCUCCAGCUGAAGGCCACGAUGCACGAACUGGGGAAUUUCGGCGCUAUCACGACCGUGGGCGGGUUAUUUGUCACCCCGAUCUACGGGUACUUCUUGGACAAGAACUCGGCCUACCUCCCCUGCGUUAUCUCCGCGGGCUGCUGCGCCUUUGGCUGCCUGCUGCGUGGAUUCGCGCCAGUACGGAUGGAGGAGGAUUUAUUCGCGCCGUCACAUCAGCUCCACACUACAACUGCUGGAAACGUGAUUUUAAGUGACACAGGCACGACUUCUGGAUCGUCAGUUGUGCAACGGCCACUAGCUCAACGCGGAGAUGUGGACCGCAGCAUGGAUCUUCAUACCGGCUCGGCUUCCGCCCUCGCCGCGCACAAUGACGAGAUGCUUUUGCGAAGGAGGUUUCUGCAUCAAACACACGACUACAGUACCGGUGCCGAGACGUCCAUCACCUCCUCUAGUCAUUUCUGGCUCUACCUGGCGCACGUUAUUAUGGGUCUUGGUGCAGUGAAUUUUUGGACAGUCGUGCAGUCCUAUGUCACGCUGGCCAGUGAGAAAAAAGAUGUGGCGGUCAGCGGUUUCACAGUACAGGUGGCCACGUUGCGGCUUUUGGGAACCAGCUGCUACCCGGGUUUCGACUAUUUCCUCCAGUGGGCGCAGCAGCACGGCUUUCUCGUUUCGCAGCACAGUUCUCUUCACAGAGAUGGGGCACCAGUGACGAACCCGCAGUCAACAUCUUCCUCGGAAGAACCAGCAAACCGCUUGCUGCGAGACCGAAUCCACAUGGGCGUGUGCAGUGUGUUCUGCGUGUUCGGGUUUUUCUUCAUGGUCGCACGAUUUCAGCCGGAGGAAGGGGAACGAGGAGAAUGUGAGGACCUCCAAGCGGCGUCGUCCCCCGUUGCGAAGAAAAAUGAAGGCGGGGUGGAUAAUUCAGAUUCAGACUCUUCACACACAUCGGAGCAGAUCGUGGAAGACGAGUUUGUCAUGGUAAAAGGAGAUAAAAGCCUCCUGCACGGGAAGAAGGCGAAGAAAACCACGAUGAAGGGUGGGAAUAAAAGUGACAAAGGUUGUCGCUACGAGCCCGUCGCCUCGCAGGAAUCUUGCACGCCGGAAAAAGCCGUAGUUUUCGGAGCUGCUAGUCGUGGAAAACAAGCCUAUCAAGUAGCAGGGACAAGAACAUCUCGUGCCCGAAUACUUGAAGAAAGUAAAACUACUUUUAAGAAUAAUUCUACGUCGCCACAUGGACAUGAAACGGAGCUGGAUAGUUUUGCUUGCAGAGCUGACCUCGACAAAGCAGCCGACGUUGUGGUAAAAAGCAACGCACUGACAAGGCGUGAGUGCUCCGCGAUUUGCCUCUUACUGCUCGGAAUGGUGGUGCAAGCGUUCGGCGAGACAGUCGCGAAGGUUUUGUGGCCGCUGCACAUCAAGAGCACCUUGAACUGGGACAGUCACGAGCUCGCGUAUCUGCAGCUGGGUGGGCAGGUCGCCGUAAUUUUGGCGACUUUGGUGUACCCCAGCCUAACGCAGCUACUCGGGGAGGCGAGGACCUCGGUUGUUUUGCCGGUCCUGUGCGGCCUCAGCUGCUGUCUCGCGUUUCUGGAAUUCAGUGCACAACUCUCGGUACCGCUUGAUUUUUCAACCACGACACCUGACGUUCACGUCGAACAGGGUACUGGCACCUCUGCGGUAUUUUUGUCGUGGUCCACCAGGGUGUCUACCUUCGGCGCUUUUCACACGGCUUUCAUCCUUCUCUUCCUGGCGAACGGCGCUCUGCUGAAGGUUUGUUUCCAGCAUUUGAGCACUGUUUACUGCCCGCAGCAGUACCAGGGAAGGCUGUUCUCCCUGCUGGCGGUCAUGGCCAGCAUUGGGGGCAUUUUGGGGAACCUGUUCGGGACGCGCUUUGCGGAGCGCAAAUACACCUUGGCCGACCUUUUAGUACCCUUUGACAACGUCGACCACACAGCCGGUGCGGUAUCGCUGCUGCUGCCCUUCGUUUUGUCGAGCUUUCUGUUCAUCCUGAUCGGCAUCGCAAAUUCCGCUUUGUUGCGGAGGUAGCUGGAUGAACGGACGGAUUGGAUGUGCAAAUUGGGUAGUGGAAACAAGAGAAAAAAAAAGUCAGAUCUUAUAUUUGUGUGAAGAAGAAGAUUUCUUGGCACGGAAACGGAAAGCGAUAUUAGACUCACUUGACUUUGUAAGUGGUAUUCCAGCGACCGUGUGGCGCAUAAAUGUUCCUGUUGACUACAACUAAAGAAUCAUCAUCAUGAAUCUAUCAUGCCGCGAGUGCGCGUGCGCCAAAUAUUUGAUACUGCGAGUGGCUGCAUGUGCACGUUAAUCUAGAUGGUAUUCCGAGAAUAUUUUCCGUCUAAGUAUCUUCUCGAUUCUUGAGAUCGUUGAUCAUUGGUUUUGGUAUUGAGUUCAUCUGAAGUCGAGGAAAUGAACUUAAGCCUGCUGUGGUGGUGGCCACGGCCUACGACAAACCUGCCAAGACCCAAAGACCAGAAGUGCAUUGCUACGGACCCAAAAUGAAAAUUCCGAGAAUGAAAAACGCAGCAGCUAGCUGCGCCGAUUAUCACGUUUCGGCCAGACAUGAAAUACAAAGUUUCGUCGGGUGUGGGUGAAGAGAACCUACCAGGUGGUCAACCCGCGUUGGAGGACGUUACUUCUUUUGGAAAAACUACAGAAACAGAACAGUGUCCAGUGUGCCUACUUCGGCAUGAGCCGUCGUGCAUACAGUUCGGGAGAAAUCUGAAUCUUUCGAUGAGCCUUUUUCUUGCGU